UGUCCCCGGAGGUGGGUAUCCUGCUAUUGAUAGUGGCGAAUGCCAGCGGGCAUUACAACAGCAAGCGGCCAUCUGCCAGCCUAGCGAACUAGCAACCCCACCAGCUGCAGUCGCAAAACGCCCUACAAAGCAGGACAUGCAUGCAGCUUCUGACGUCUGCGGCCACACUGCGCUACAAAGCGUAGAAAACCGAAGAGCGGAAACAAUGAGAUUCAAGCUUAUAGAAACCGCAUGGUUUAAAGACCAGCAAGUUUUACGAAGACGUCUCUAAGUGCAUUUCGGCUCAUAUUGAAUUGAAGAAAGCCAGACUCGGACGAGGAGGAAGACGAAGUACAGGAGGACGGCGAGGAGGGGGAGAAUGGAUUCAAAAGCACAGCAGCAACGGAGGACACUGCAGACGCAGUCAGUUACAUCGCGGAAGGAGGCUGCAAUAUUAUUUUGGUCACUGGCAAUGGAAUCAAGCACGAGGAGGAGGAGUACGCGAAGGAGUGCUAUUAUUCUACCUCCAAUAACUGCUCUGACACCACGUCAAACGACUCGGAUAUUGAUUUCUCCGAUUUGGAGGAGGAGGAGCACACGAGUUUUUUCAGCUUUGAUGAUGACUUGGAUGAAGACUGCACUUCUCCCGACUUCUGGGGCGAACCUGAUCAGGUAAUUUCAAUAGAGCCAUUCUCCGCUGUCAGUGGCCCACAGCAUUCGCUGGGGGACGAUGCUGACACUCGUGACUAUUUCCGGUUACUCUUUCCAGAUUCUUUUUUUGAACACAUGGUAGAACAAACAAACAGUUACGCCCUCUAUCGGCAAAGGAGGAGUGGAAAGUCCGACCCCCACUGGCAUCCCACUGACCUGAGAGAGAUGAAAGCUUACAUAGGACUGAACAUUCUCAUGGGCAUCAACCAGCUUCCUGAUGCUGACAUGUACUGGGCCAGUGACAUUUUCAUAGGCAAUGCAGGCUUUAAAAAGACUAUGACAGCUAGGCGCUUUGAGAAACUCACCCAGAACCUACACCUAUGCGACCGUGCGUCAGAGCCUGUGCGUGGCGAGCGAGGGUAUGAUGGCCUCUACAAAAUACGUGCUCUGCUGGAUGUCGUUGAGAACACCAUGUGGGACUCAUACACACCCAACCGCUGCCUGACCAUCGACCAGGGUGCCGUGGCCGUGAAAGGUAGUUUCUCCCCGACCCAGUGCAUGCCCUCCAAGCCCCUAAAGAAAGGACUCAAAGUGUGGAUGCUGUGUGAUUCCCGUUCAGGCUACUGCCACCGUGCCAGGAUCUAUGUGGGCAAGGCCAGCGAGGAGGCGGCGGUGGCUGCCCUGGGCUACAGAGUGGUGACGUCCCUGGUGAGGGGUCUGGAGGGGAAACACCACCACAUCUUCAUGGACAGCUUCUUCACCUCUGUGCCCCUCAUGCAGAGGCUCCUCCGGAACGGCCUCUACGCCUGCGGCCCCACCCAGCCCAGUCGCCGUGGUUACCCUGAGGUCCUCCGCCCAUGCAACGUCGGCAAGCUGUCGCCAGGCGAGUUUUACCAGUGCCAGCGCGGCAACCUUGUCGCCACGGUAACCCGGGACACCAAAGUCGUCAGCUGUCUGUCUUCCAACUCGGCGCCGGGGAUUGUGGGUAUCAGCCCGGGCAGGCAGCAGCAGCAUGAGUGGGAGGUGGAUAGUGAUGGCGGAGGAGGAGUGUCUUUUGGGGUUCCACACCCCCUCCCCCUGCUACUGUACCAGGAGAACAUGAGAGGGGUGGACCUGUGUGACCAGCUGAGGGAGUGUUACCAGGUGGGGCGCCCUUGCAAGAAGUGGUGGCGCUACUUCCUGUGGUUCUACGUCAACCUCUGCAUCGUCAACGCCUACGUCAUCCUACGAGAGAGCCGCGGGGGCGCCCCUCCGGCUGGCUGCAACGGUAAACAGUUCACCCAGCGCCACUUCCGCGUCCGCCUGGCACAGCAGCUCAUCGGGGACUACCAGGGGGCGAGGGGUAUGGAGCGGGCGGCACGUAAACGCCACGCAGACUCACCCAUUGAGUACGGGCACCGACUGGACCGCAUGUCUGAACGCUCCCGGCGCUGCAGGAACUGCACAAACAAGGGGCUGCGACAUGAGAGCGUGUUUGGCUGCAAGAUAUGUAACGUUCACCUGUGCAGGGGAGGGUGCUUCUCAGAGUUCCAUAAAUAAGUCUGGAUAGUGGUUUGUGUCUUUGUGUCAACAAACUAACUUCUGUCAAAAAACUAUGUUUUUUAUAUGCUAAGAUCUGUAAAUCCAAAGGUUACCAUGACAGGUGCACAUUAUAGUUACACUUUAUUACAUGUAGAAGUAGACUAGUCACAAAGUUGUAGGAUAGAAUAAGUAUUAUCGCACGAAUGACUAGAGAAAAUAAACUGUAAUAGUUCAUUUAUAUUAGUAUAGAAUGUCUUUGGCUCAUUGCCUUUCGUAACACUGACAAAAAAUGCCUUGUGUCACUUUUUAUAUCAUGAAAAUAAUAUGUUUUUAUAUGAAAUUGAGACGAAAAAAACAGUGAAGACAUUUUCUGCACUUACAUCAACAAAAUGUUUACUGUGGGAAGUUUAUCUCUGCUUUUCCAAAAGAAAUUUGUCCUGAAGAUGUUCCUUUUAUUGUUGUACACGGUUCUUUCCUCGUGACUAAAACCUCUUGUUGGUAAAUAAAAAGAAAGAAAUGUACUUAAAGGGC
This is a messenger RNA of Oncorhynchus mykiss (rainbow trout), 2682 nucleotides long. Its product is annotated as piggyBac transposable element-derived protein 4. The record is from RefSeq and is a predicted model, not a curated record. NCBI's taxonomy places the organism in Eukaryota, Metazoa, Chordata, Actinopteri, Salmoniformes, Salmonidae.